Messenger RNA from Lampris incognitus (smalleye Pacific opah), 2154 nucleotides. It is a transcript of the gene lrrn2, whose product is annotated as leucine rich repeat neuronal 2. The coding region runs from base 1 to 2154 and encodes 717 amino acids. The record is from RefSeq and is a predicted model, not a curated record. Gene Ontology annotation, molecular function: protein binding. The transcript is spliced from 2 exons. Lineage: Eukaryota; Metazoa; Chordata; Actinopteri; Lampriformes; Lampridae. Gene Ontology annotation, cellular component: extracellular matrix.
AUGGUGAUACACUCACUACCGUGGCAUGUCUCCUGCCCAGUGCGGUGUGCGUGUCAGAUAAAGCCAUGGUUCUCCCCUGAUUCAGCUUACCAUGAAGCUCCAACUGUGGACUGCAACAACUUGCUACUGUCCCAGCUCCCCUUACCGCUACCGCAAAACAUACACACCUUGAGCAUGCAGAGCAACCUCCUCUCUGCUUUGGAGCGCACAGUGCUACAUGGCCUUCCUAACCUCACUGAGCUGGACCUCUCCCAGAACCGCUUCAGAAAGGUCAGCGCGAUAACCCAGAAUUCCUCUCUACCCUCUUUGCUGUCUCUACACCUGGAGGAAAACCAGCUGAGUCACCUCCCCCAGGCCUCCUUUUCCUCACUGCCAGCACUGCAGGAGCUCUUCCUCAGCCACAACCGACUACAUUCGCUGGCGCCGGGCGCCUUCGCUGGUCUCGACUCUCUGCUGCGGCUGCACAUUAACAACAACAGACUGACAACUGUUGACCCUCGAUGGUUCCAGACUCUGCUCCGUCUGGAGGUAUUGAUGCUGGGGGGGAACCCCGUGGAAGUCCUCCCUGAGCAGGGCUUCCAGGCCCUCAGAUCUCUUCGUAGUCUGGUGCUUGGGGAAAUGGGUCUGAGGGUCCUGACUGAAAAAGCACUGGAUGGCUUGGAUGGCCUAGAGAGCCUUUCUUUCUAUGACAACCGGUUGACCCAAGUCCCCACACAGGCCCUGAGGAGAGUGCCGGGCCUUAAGUUCCUGGACCUUAACAAGAACCGGAUCAAGGUUGUGUCUACGGGAGACUUCCGAGACAUGAUGCAUCUGAAGGAGCUGGGACUAAACAACAUCGAGGAGCUGGUGUCCAUAGAGAGAGCUGCCCUAGAGAACCUUCCGGAGCUCACCAAACUGGAGAUCACCAACAACCCCCAUCUGUCCUACAUUCACCCUCAGGCCUUUAUUCACCUGAUCAGGCUGGAGAGCCUCAUGCUAAACUCCAACUCCCUUGCUGCCCUGCACCAACACACCCUGCUGUCCCUGCCCAGUCUGCAGGAGGUCAGCUUACACUCCAAUCCCCUCCGCUGUGACUGUCUGUUUCGUUGGGCAGCAGAAGAGGCCUUGCUCCCUCAUGCCGACAUGCAAGUGGAAGCACCUACCGCUCGGGCUGUACGUUUCAUCCAGCCUCAGGCCACCCUCUGCUCUGAGCCCCCAGAACUGAGAGCUCGUAGAGUGAAGGAGGUGUCUGCAAGAGAGAUGUCAGCCUCCUGUCUCCCCACCAUCCUGCCAGGUCCCCUCCCUUCCUAUGUAAGGGUGAGAGAAGGGGACAGUCUAGCCUUGUACUGCAGAGCUUUGGCAGACCCUCAGCCCAAACUCUAUUGGGUGACUCCCUCCGGGCUGAAGCUGGCUCCAUCUAUCCGCUCCAGUCACUACAAGCUGCAACCUGAUGGGACUCUAGAGAUCAACAUGGCGACACCCAGCGAGGCAGGGUUGUACACCUGUAUAGCUGAGAAUGUGCUGGGGGCGGACACACGUAGCGUUACAGUAGGUGUGCAUGGGAAACAAAAGAAACAAAGGAAGGAGACUGCUGCUCAUCUGAGGAGAUACCCAACCUUCAGAGCAGAGGUGGGUUUAGAGGUUAGGGAAGUUGGAGAAUAUUUUGCUGUUCUGUCCUGGAAGAAUGGCUACAACCUUCCCUCAACACGUCUGUCCUGGCAAGCCAUAUCUUCUGACGAGCACAUGCCUACAUAUUCAACGCGCGUCCUUGCCGGCACGCAGAGCUUCAACCUGACCCACCUGCAAGCAGAGACAUUUUAUCGUGUGUGUCUGCAUUUGGGGCUCCGUGAGGUCUUCAGAGAUUCAAGCCGAGGUGGGAGAGGGAGCGGCCGGCCAAACUGUGUGCCAGUCAGGACGAGGGAAGCUCCGGAGCCAAAACUCAGCAUGCGCUCAAGCCCAGAAUUAACCUCCUCAACUCUAAUACUAGUGGGCCUUGCUCUGUUUCUGCUCAUGUUGGCCAGCCAGGGCUGGAACACUGACCUUGUGGAGGUACAAGAGAAACACCACAGUAUCUUUGUGCAGGUCAUGGGUCACGAGGCCAAUGUAACCAAUCAGAAGGCAGAGAGCUGUGAAACUCAGCCAGGGCAGUGUGAAAAAGUCCAUCAGCACUGCUGA